UUCUGGUUGCUAGUUAUUUUCAUCCUUCAUUUAUUUUCAUCCUUGAACUUUAAAGUCUAUACAGAAAGGCAGAUGUCUUGCCUGGAGCAUGAGUUGCUGCAAGGGUAUGGAAGACAAUGGCCAAGAACAAACUAAGAGGGCAGAAGUCCAGGAAUGUAUUCCAUAUAGCCAGGCAAAAGAACUGUAAGACGAAAAACAAAGCAAAACCAGUUCCCACCAAUCUUAUGAAGAUUAACAUUGUGAGUGAUGAAAAAGUUAACAGUGAAUAAAGCUUUUGUAGAUAUACAAAAGAAACUUCCACAUUUCUCAAAAGGCCUUUCCCCUGAACCUCUGCAGAAACAGCUGAUUCCUCAGCAGUGACAUGAAAAUGAACCAAUUAGGGACACCUGGGUGGCUCAGUCAGUUGGGCAUCUGACUUUGGCUCCGGUCAUGCUCUUGUGGUUCAUGGGUUCGAGUUCCGCCUGGGGCUGUCUGCUCUCAGAGCACUUCGGAUCCUCUGUCCACCUUUCU
This is a messenger RNA of Leopardus geoffroyi (Geoffroy's cat), 510 nucleotides long. Its product is annotated as ribosomal biogenesis factor-like. Gene Ontology annotation, cellular component: nucleolus. NCBI's taxonomy places the organism in Eukaryota, Metazoa, Chordata, Mammalia, Carnivora, Felidae. Bases 117 to 269 code for a protein of 50 amino acids. The transcript has a single exon. Gene Ontology annotation, biological process: ribosome biogenesis. The record is from RefSeq and is a predicted model, not a curated record.